AUGGCGAUGAUGAUGACUGGCCGUGUGCUGCUGGUGUGUGCCCUCUGCGUGCUGUGGUGCCUCAGUGGUUUUGGAGCUGCAAGGGACAACCGCUGCGGUGAGGGUGGAGGGGACGUCUUUACGCAUGCAAAGAAAGAUGGAGAUGACAGGGUGCGCCUGAAGGCGGACUGCGGGCUGUUAUCCACCCGAAUGGGAUUAAUAAAUGCGGUUGCGGCUGGGGACGACGGUGAAGAUGGAAGUAAUAAUGCCGUAUUGGAAAAGACGGAGAAAUCACUGCAUAGUAGUGUCUUGGCUGGUCCUGGGGACAUUGCAGCGCCUGGUGCAAAAGGAGUGGAGGGUGCCGCAGGUGCAGGAUUACCUCCCUCGCCGUCUGGGCCUGGAGGAUCAGGUACAGGAGGAGAGCAGAGGCAGUCAGAACAGUUGGAUACAAAAGGAAAAGGGGAAGGAGGUAAGAGGGAUGAAAAGGGCGGUAAGGCAGCUGAGUCCCAACAACAAAGACCUGAUCAAUCUUCUUCAUCUGGCAGCGACGGCCCUCAGGGUGGCAAAGAACUCGCUUUGAAAGAAAAAUCCGAGAGUACUGAACCCUCCGUUGACACGCCGACACAAGAAGAUGAAGUUGAAACGGAGGAAACAAAUGUGUCAGAAAAAGAAGAACCUGGAGGAGACGAAGGAAAAAACAAUAACGUGGCACUCACAGUGACAAGUGAAAGUCAAGCGAAACUGAAAAAAACACAAACAGCAACACCACCAACAACGCAAGUGAAUGAACGGUCCCGCACUGAGGAUUUAGGAUACCCGCAACAGCCAAAAGGCGUCCAAAGCGACAUUGAGUCAAAAUACAAUUCACAAACUGAGGACGGUGUCUCCAUCGCAGCCAACCAACAGAAUGAACCAUCUGACGACCAUGGAAAAUCAGGAAUACCUUCACCCACGGCAAACGGUGGUGCCGCCAAUAAUGAAACUGACAAUAGCACUGAAGACGGCAUCUCAAACAGUGAUCCAGCAGCUGAUGCCACAGGGACACGAGAGGGAAAACAAAAUGAAAAUAAAGAUGCCAAUCCGAAAAAAACACCAGUGACGGCUGCAGCCAUGAAAACUACAACGGCGACGACUGGCGACAGUGACGGCAGCACCGCGGUCUCCCACACCACCUCCCAUCUUUUGCUUCUUCUUGUUGUUUUUGCUUGUGCGGCUGCUGCUGCGGUGGUGGCCGCGUGA
This is a messenger RNA of Trypanosoma cruzi, 1218 nucleotides long. RefSeq names its product mucin-associated surface protein (MASP), putative. The record is from RefSeq and is a predicted model, not a curated record. The transcript has a single exon. Bases 1 to 1218 code for a protein of 405 amino acids. Lineage: Eukaryota; Euglenozoa; Kinetoplastea; Trypanosomatida; Trypanosomatidae.